This is a messenger RNA of Myzus persicae (green peach aphid), 1365 nucleotides long. Its product is annotated as solute carrier family 35 member E2-like. The transcript has 8 exons. The record is from RefSeq and is a predicted model, not a curated record. Gene Ontology annotation, cellular component: Golgi apparatus. Lineage: Eukaryota; Metazoa; Arthropoda; Insecta; Hemiptera; Aphididae. Bases 241 to 1269 code for a protein of 342 amino acids. Gene Ontology annotation, molecular function: antiporter activity.
UAGGAAUGAUAAGAUAAGACUCAAAACGAUGAGCUGAAAACAUUUUUUGAAAUAGGUAUCGUUUAUUCGUGACGUGUCUAUUAUUCGACAAAAAAAAUCUUCUUGAAUGUAUUUCACUCAUUGACAGUUUCCUUACCAAUUAAUAGUUACCUACACAUUUUCUUACUUACCAUGUAGUUAUUAGUUUUAUUUUGUUUUAAUUUUUUGUUCUUGUAUAAAUGUGAUAUAAAACUGACAUUUAUGACUCAGCUGCCCAAAUCUGUUACCAUUGCUGAGAAACGAAUGGAAGAUGGUUUACAAUCGUUCAGGGCCAUCGCAUUCUUGGUCUUGUGGUAUUUCUUUAGCGGAUGUACAUUAUUUUUGAACAAGUACAUCCUUUCCUAUUUGAAUGGAGAUCCUACUGUACUGGGAGCAUCUCAAAUGAUUAUGACAACUAUAUGUGGCUUUGUCCAACUGUAUUUACCAUGUGGUAUGUACAAACAACCAACACAGCGAUCCAAAAGACCUCCAAACUUUUAUAUCCAUAUGUGCUUAGUUGGUUGUACACGAUUUAUUACAGUACUUUUAGGACUUAUUUCAUUAAAUUAUGUAGCAGUGAGUUUUACAGAAACAAUUAAAAGUUCAGCUCCAAUAUUUACCGUAUUUAUUUCAAAAUUGUUAUUAGGAGAACAAACAAGUAUUUUGGUAAGCCUAUCUUUAGUUCCUAUAAUGGUUGGCCUGGCAUUAUGUUCUUCAAAUGAAAUUUCAUUUAACCUACCAGGAUUUAUAGCUGCCCUUGCAACCAACUUUACUGAGUGCUUACAAAAUGUUUACUCAAAAAUGCUGAUUAGUGGCGAUAAAUUCAAAUAUACACCUGCUGAAUUACAAUAUUAUACAAGUUUAGCUUCAAUUAUUAUUCAAAUUCCUGUGUCAUUAGUAUUAGUUGACAUCAAAUAUGCGGUUUCUAAUACUAGUUUAUAUCUUUUACUGAUGUUUGUAUUAAAUGGAGUGUUUUUCCAUUUUCAAAGUAUUACAGCAUAUGUUCUUAUGGAUUAUAUCAGUCCAGUUACUUAUAGUGUGGCCAAUACUGUCAAACGUGCAUUUCUCAUAUGGAUGUCAAUUAUUUUAUUUGGAAAUUCUAUUACUCUCUUGAGUGGGCUUGGUACUGUCAUAGUUAUUGCGGGAGUUGUAAUAUAUAAUAAAGUAAAACAGUAUGAUAUUAAUCGCCAGUCAAACAUUGAAUUUGAUAAAAUACAUUUAACCUCUCCAUACAAAAUUCGAACAAUUUAGUAUAAACAAUAUUAUUAUACUUAAACAUUUAUAUAUUAUAUAUUUUAUAAUGUUAUUAAGAUAAAUAUAGCAAUGUUUUCUAUAAUGUCAAACAUA